Molecule: messenger RNA, 1398 nt
Organism: Closterium sp. Yama58-4
Lineage: Eukaryota; Viridiplantae; Streptophyta; Zygnematophyceae; Desmidiales; Closteriaceae
Source: the annotation of a GenBank genome assembly
AUGACAGUAUGCGGUCGCGUCUGUGCAAUCAUCAACUGCCACCUGGCAGCGCAUGACAAUGCGACAGCUAAGCGCAACGAGGACUGGCAUCGCAUCUACACAACGAUGGAAUUCGGGCGAUCCAUGGGGACUGUGGGCACUGCUGCGACCAAUGCAGCCAAGGCUGCUGGAGCCGGCUUCCAAUCAGCCGUACAGGGGUUUGUGAAGGCAGCAGGGAGGGGAGUGGGGGGGGCGGCAGGGGCGGCAGGCUUUGUUCCCAUCUCCAGCACUCAAGGCACGGACGUGUCGGGCUCUGAUUGGCCGAACGCCGCAGCUGGCAACAACAGCAUUUCGAGCAUUGGAAGCACUGAGUCGUAUGCUGAGGUGCGGCCUUCUGCUCCAUCUUUUUCCCGCUUGCUUGGAAGGCAAAGCAGGGUGCAAGAAUACGCUAUCGAAGCGGAGCAAGGCAACAGCGAAGCCACUCCCCUUUUGAAAACACCUGACCAUUCCUCAGGCCGUUUGGAUUCGGCUCAUGCCUCAUAUGUUCCAAAUGAAACGAGGAACGACCAGGUGUUUUCAAAAGGGGACAUAUAUGUUCCCUCCCUACCAUCUUCCGAAUCAGCUCAGAUCCCCCACCUGCCUUGUUACCACCAGCCCACAGUACUUACCAUACCUGACAGUUUUUCUCAAACUUCUCACUCCUCCCACUUGGAAGAGCGAACCCCUCAUGGAGUCAUUGCUGCUGCGUGCUGCUGUUGCGUGUGCAUCUGCCUGCCUCUUCUUCUCCUUGGCGCCUUCUCGAUUGGCCGGCCUGCAGCAGCCCUUGUUGCUGCUUCCGCAGUUGCUGCCGUGACUGGUGCAGCUCUGCUCGUCUCACCUGCCACUCCAACCUCCCCUCGCCCGGACCUGUCUCAGAGCGACCUUCUCAUUUGGAUGGGCGAUUUGAACUACCGCCUCGACGGGGUGUCAUAUGAAGAAGCAUGCAGUGCCAUUGCAAGGAGGCAGUACCCGCUGCUGCUGGAGUGUGAUCAGCUGAGAGCGGAGAUGAAGGCAGGGAGGGCGUUUGUCGGCAUGCAAGAAUCAGCAGUGGACUUUGCACCGACCUACAAGUUCGACCGCGGCACUUUCAAACCCCUGGCAUACGAUUCUGGUGAGAAGCGCCGGGUGCCUGCCUGGUGCGACCGCAUCCUCUUUAGAGACAGCUUCACUAGCAACAGCGCAUCUCAGAGUGGUGAAACAAGCAGAAUCGAUUCGUCUGGCCCACUAAGGGAUGGUGGCGGUGGCAGCAGUGGCGGUGGCAGCAGUGGCGUGGCCAAGGGGAGAACCUCUCUCUCCCACCCUGUUUCAGUCGACGUUCUGCGGUAUGUUCUCUCUCAAUUUUUCUCUCAAGGUGACUUUGUGGACUCAACUCAGGAAUAA